AUGGCCAUUACCAAUGUAUUGCUCUUUGGCGCUACGCAAGGCUGCGGUCUCGAGACACUGCUGCACUUGCUCAAGUCGGAUAAGCCCUACACUGCCACCGUGAUGGCACGCAGCCCCGAUGCGUUUCAAAAGACACUCGAGGAGCGUGACGCUGGCUUAGCAGCUUCUUUGAAGCUUUCAAACAGGCUUAACGUGCUUCGCGGCGACGCGCUCAACUGUGACGAUGUUUCGUGCGCCUUUACGUCAGCACAGAAACGUUUUGGUGAUAUCGAUGCUGUUCUGUUUGGAAUAGGCGGACGAUUAGUUUUCUCCCGCAAUCCUUUCGCACAACCAGCACUAUCGCCUAGCUCGGUCUGCGAGCGAUCUAUACGAAUUUUGACAGAUGCUUUGAUUGCUCUUAAGCAGCCUGAGCAGCCCCGACUGGUUGUCAUCUCUUCCAAUGGGCUUGCAAAGCAAGGCUAUUCUUUGCUUCCAUACCUCAUGCGACCACUUUACGCUUUUCUACUGCAUGCUCCACAUGAUGACAAGGAGCGCAUGGAAUCGCAUCUGCAUGCCCUGGCUGGCUGGCCAAGAGAUGACUUCAAUCCGCUUCACCGCGAACAACUUGAAAUACCGCCCAAAAUCAAGCAUCUCGCCAUCGUGCGACCCGCUCUGCUCGUCAACGGGGUUGCGAUCGGCCACGUCCGCGCAGAGGAGAUGCUCCGACACGGCUAUACCAUUCGCCGAUCCGAUGUCGGCCUGUUCAUCUACAACAGUCUUUUGGGAGGACCGCAAGAUAGGGGCCAAUACGUGGGAAAGGCUGUCACAGUGGCAUACUGA
Mycosarcoma maydis (corn smut) is the source of this 819-nucleotide messenger RNA. RefSeq lists its product as uncharacterized. The transcript has a single exon. The record is from RefSeq and is a predicted model, not a curated record. The coding region runs from base 1 to 819 and encodes 272 amino acids. NCBI's taxonomy places the organism in Eukaryota, Fungi, Basidiomycota, Ustilaginomycetes, Ustilaginales.